Messenger RNA from Caenorhabditis angaria, 347 nucleotides. The record is from the annotation of a GenBank genome assembly. NCBI's taxonomy places the organism in Eukaryota, Metazoa, Nematoda, Chromadorea, Rhabditida, Rhabditidae.
AUGGGUGCUCAUAUUCCGGAAAGAUUUGCGCCAGGUGUUUUUGAUAUUGUUGGAUACGGUCAUCAAGUAGGUUUUAUAUAUUUUUGAGACAAACUUUACUUUUAAUCAAACAUUUUCAGCUGUUCCACCUUUGUAUUGAUAUGGUUUCUUGGAACCUUCUUGAUGCAGCUAAUAUAGAUUGUUCUGCUUCUGAAGGCCAUCCUGGAAAUUGGCGCAAUAUUCUAAUCGUCUUCGCUUUUUUAUUUUCAAUUGGCGCAAUUAUAUUGAAUGUGCGUUUGAUGAUGGCAAAAGCCCGCACAAAAACAUACGACCAUGAAAGCGAUUAUGUUGAGAAAAAAUGUCAUUAG